This is a messenger RNA of Filobasidium floriforme, 1686 nucleotides long. RefSeq names its product P-loop containing nucleoside triphosphate hydrolase protein. The transcript has 2 exons. Gene Ontology annotation, biological process: mitotic DNA replication checkpoint signaling. The record is from RefSeq and is a predicted model, not a curated record. Bases 1 to 1686 code for a protein of 561 amino acids. Gene Ontology annotation, cellular component: nucleus. Lineage: Eukaryota; Fungi; Basidiomycota; Tremellomycetes; Filobasidiales; Filobasidiaceae. Gene Ontology annotation, molecular function: DNA replication origin binding; ATP binding; ATP hydrolysis activity.
AUGGAGGAUGAAGGUGUUGCUAUCAGCGGACCUAGCCUAAACCCGUACAAGUCGCUGAAGAUGGCUCUUAGGUGUUCAUCUGCCGGUGUCGAUGCUGGUAGCGUUAUUGUUGGGCGUGAAGAUGAAAAGGCCGCCGUGGGAAAAUACCUCGAGACUGGUAGAAUCGACGGUACCUUGAGCAAACCUCGAGCGCUAUAUAUCUCGGGCGCCCCGGGUACUGGCAAGACCGCUCUGGUCACUUGCAUUUCGAACGAGCUACGUGAACAAGGUUGGGAUACCGCCUUUGUCAACUGCAUGGGAAUGACUGGAGGACGCAAGGAGGACGUCUGGAACAGGAUCGCCAUGGCGUGGGGACUGGAAGGCAAGGGUGAACGGGCCGUAGAGACUGGUCUGCGAGCGGCCUCUGCUUCCGACAGACGUCUUCUUAUCCUGGACGAAGUUGACGCGCUUCUAACCUCUACCUCGUCGGCCAAUGCCAACAACACCCUUCGAAACCUGUUUACACUCCCCUCUACCUAUACCCAAACCACGGUGCGAGUCGUCGCCAUUUCCAACUCUCUCGAUCUAACAGCUCGUCGAUCGAUCUCUUCGGCCCUGGCCGAGCUCUCUCCCGACAAUCUGUCUUUUACCGCCUACGGAUCCAAGGAGAUGAUCGCCAUCGUCAAGUCGCGCGUUGCUGCGGUCAAGACGGAUGCCAUGCGUGACGGACGUGACGUUGUCGAACUGGACGAAAAGGCAAUCGAGCUCGUGGGGCGCAAGGUCGAAGUCAGCAACGGUGAUUUGAGAAUGUGCCUCAAUGUCAUGGUGGAAGCCGUCGGGACGGCCGAGGCCGACUGGAAGCGCAAGUCUGCCGCCGGAGCAGCCGAUAUCGCUACACCGAAAGGCACAUCCACGACCGGGCAAUAUCUCGAGUCCAUCGUUCCCCCAACGAAGGUCGCGCUGCAUCACGUGCUCAAGGCGUUGACGAGCUCGAUCGCCAAGCUGAAAGCCAAUGUCGCUAGCUCGUCUCCGUCCGGUAAUGGCUCGGCUGGUGGUGCGUUGGACACCAAGGUUCGCUCGCUCAACGUCCAGGUCAAGAGUAUCCUGCUAGCCCUGCUUAUCGCCCGUCAACGAGUCCGACUCGGCUUGCGUCCUGCAUACGUCUCGGCGCAGUCAUCGUCGUUCACCACCAAUAACAACUCCACCGCUUCGUCAUCCAGCAGCAACGGCAACGUCAUCACCAACCCUGACCGAGUCACGCUCGAGCUCCUCUUGCCCACCUACACCUACUUGCUGAAUCACGCCUCGAGUUCGCUUCCUCCCGUCGGCCAGACCGAUUUCAUGGACCUCCUCAUGCAAGCCGAAGUCAUCGGGCUCGUCUCCCUCGGCUCGUCUUCGUGCCCUUUGACCCCGACCAAGACUCCUUCGAGACGAGGCAAAAGGUCAGGCUCGGGUAAAGACCGGACGGUCGAAUUGAUGGUCAAGGAUGAAGACCUGGUCCGAUCACUAGGUUUGACACCGCCGCCGACUGAUGCGGCGGGAAAGACCUUACCGGCACCAGCCUCGGGGGUGAUGGAGAGCGAAAUGAGGGGGAUGUGGACGAGGGAAGAGUCGAGGUGGAAGCGGGCUCUUGAGGGCAAGACGAGGCAAGCCGAGACCUUGGAGCGGAACGCCUCUCGGGGUCAGCUCGGUUUCGACGAGGUUUAA